AUGCGACGCGCUGCAUCCAAGAAAACGGGUCAAUCCAAUUCCAACCCCUCCGUCAAUUCCUCCGCCUCGGUUCUAUUCCGCUCUGCUUCCAGUAAAGCUAACUCAAAGGAACUGGAGCGAAUCGAUAGUCUAUUUUAUUCGUAUGCCAAUGGAUCUAGUGGAGUGAUUGACCCAGAAGGAAUUGAAGCACUUUGUGCUGAUAUGGAGGUAGAUCAUACUGAUUUGAGGAUUUUGAUGCUUGCGUGGAAAAUGAAAUCUGAGGAGCAAGGAUAUUUUACCUUGGAUGAGUGGAGGAGAGGCUUAAAAGCAUUAAGGACUGAUACAGUAAGUAAAUUGAAAAAGGCACUUCCAGACCUAGAAAAUGAGGAGGUAGUCAAAAUUUUCAGAUUUCUAUUCUUAUGCUUUUCAAUAUUGUCUAACAGAGGAGAAACAGAAAAGCAUUGA
This is a messenger RNA of Lathyrus sativus (Indian pea), 444 nucleotides long. The record is from the annotation of a GenBank genome assembly. NCBI's taxonomy places the organism in Eukaryota, Viridiplantae, Streptophyta, Magnoliopsida, Fabales, Fabaceae.